AUUCUGGUCGCACGGUGCCGUCUGGAUCCACCUUCAACCGUCGCUGGGGCAGUUCACCCCACACUGACAUAGCCGCUUGGCGCUAGCUUAUCAAAUGAUACGCAUCUGCUGCCAAGCUACAUCCAAGUUUAGUGCGAGCUAGCCAAUCCAGGGAGCACCAUUUGGUUGCGGGGACUAUGGCCUCUGGGUCAGUGGCAUCGAAUUGAUGGAGCAUGGAGUCAGUCUUUCAAUUUCUUAUAUCCACGUACGCUGGGAUCACCCUGAACCCUCCAGCCUAGCCUGCACGUCUCCAUGCAAGCUUGGUUGCGCCCGACCUGACCCUUCGCCCCCUUUGCUUUUUUGUUUAGUUGUUUAAUACAAAAAUGAUGCUCAACCAGAGGACUUGCCGGGCGUCGGCGCGGCCCUUCUCGAGCAAGCAAAGCAGCAGGUCCGGGCGAUGCACGAUUGUCGCCCGCGCGGGCGCUGGCCCCAGCGGGCAGCCGCUACAGCGUGCUGAAAGUGCCACGGGAUUGAUAUGCCGGCGUCAGCUGCUCGCGGCGCUGGCCGGCGUCAGCAUCGCCAGCGUGGUGCUGCCCCCGUCGGAGGCCUCCGCGGCAGACGGCGCGUCCGUGGUGGGGCCCCCGGAGGGCAACGCAUUCCUGCUCAGCGCCACCGAAGUGGCGGCGCUGACCUCCCAGGAGAAGCUGGUGCUUAACCUGAACCGCCGCAUCCAGACCCAGAACCGUGUGCCCGUGGACUUCCCGGGCUUCAUCCGGGAGGGCUUCGACGUCAAGGUGUUGGGCGAGGGCUACCAGGUGGCGCCAUCCGGGCUGAUCUACAAGGACUUCGAGGAGGGCACCGGCCCCCUGCCUGUGGACGGGCAAGAGGUGGUGUUCAACUACACGGCGAGGAGGAUACGGUGUAGCCCAUGCCUCCGGCGGGCUGCGGGCUGGUCGGAUGGGUAGUGGCACGGAGGGUGGUGGAGGUGCUGCGGGAAGUUGGGAUGUGCGUAGUUGGUUGACAGUGGGCGCUGAUCCUCCGCUCUGCGGUUCGAUGAUGUGCCGAUCGUGUGCUGGUGACGGGAGCACGUUCAGACGUGCACGUUACGAAAUAUGGGAGCGCCUGUCAGAGAGCACGCGAUGUUAGUCUGAUGAGCUGUCAGCUGUGUUUGGUGGCACGGGGGUCGCCGCCUGAUGCCGGGACUGAGGCCUCGAGUUGUGUGCUGCGCAUGCAUGUUCUGUUGUUGGAGACCUGCUGCCUGGCCGUCGCUGCACUGCUGCGUGCCUGGCAAGCCCUAACUGUGUCUUCCUGCUCCGCAC
This is a messenger RNA of Chlamydomonas reinhardtii, 1298 nucleotides long. RefSeq lists its product as uncharacterized. The transcript is spliced from 6 exons. Gene Ontology annotation, molecular function: peptidyl-prolyl cis-trans isomerase activity. The record is from RefSeq and is a predicted model, not a curated record. The coding region runs from base 363 to 944 and encodes 193 amino acids. NCBI's taxonomy places the organism in Eukaryota, Viridiplantae, Chlorophyta, Chlorophyceae, Chlamydomonadales, Chlamydomonadaceae.